AUGAAUCAAGAAAAAGCCGCUGCCAUUCACCUGGAGGAGAAGUCCCCGCAGCUGGACGAGCAGUUCGAUGUUGUGGACGAAAGGGCCAUAGGAGGCAAUGAUGUCUCUGACCUCCCGCCGAGAUACUUUGUUAGUUGGCAGAUCAUCGGUAGCUCUAUUGCCUUCGCGCUAGGUGUUGGGGUGCAGCUGGGUGGUCUGACCAUGAUCAGCAAUGCGCUCUAUGCGUACAUCGACCCCGAUCUGGGGCCGAGCCCCAAUUCCCUAUGGAUCACCACGGCGAUAUCUCUAACUCAGAGUGUUGCUUUGCCGUUGUACGGUCGACUUUCGGAUAUAUUCGGUAGACGAUGGUUCUUCAUUGGCGGCAAUAUCUUGGUUCUGGCUGCAAUGUUGAUCGGGUCCCAAGCCAAGAGUGUCAACAUGGCAAUUGCCGCGAGUGCCAUGAGUGGCUUUGGAGGAGGGGCUCAGGUUCUCGGUGCUAUCGUUCCUGGAGAACUCUUUCCCAAUAAAUAUCGAUAUCUGGUCUGGAUGGGUGCAAGUACUGGACUAUUCCCGAUUGUGGCAUUGGCACCUGGAAUCUCUAGAGAAUUAUGUAUGACCGGUCCAGGCGGCUGGCGGUGGAUUUAUCGCACGCUUGCCAUCGUCACUAGCAUCAGCACAAUUCUUCUCUUCUUCUGUUAUCAUCCCCCGAAUUUCGAAAGACUUCACAAAUCUGGCACUAGGCGUGAAGCAAUCAAGCAUAUGGACUGGAUCUCUAUGCUCAUCUACUCUGCCAGUACAUCGUCGCUCGUACUGGGGCUGACAUGGGGUAGUGGACUCUACUGGGUUGGUGCGGUUCCCUAUUACGCUCUGAAUAUUCUCCUACCUCAACAGUUGAGCCUGGUGCUCCAUGUCUCACCAUCUGUCGCAGGGUGGGCAUCGUGUGUUCUAUCUGGAGGUAUCGUCCUCGGAGCCAUUAUCCAGGGAGUUUUGCCUCCCCAUUGGAUGCAGAAGCUCGGUAUCACGAUCAAAAUGGAAAUGAUCAUCUGCUGUAUCAUCUUCGCAGUUUUCCUCGGUGCAAUGGCUGAUCCAAACUUGACGCUUGCUAAAGCAACUAUCUUCGGCAUGAUAGCAUCAGCGGUCCAGUCCAACAGCCCACUAUGGACCGCCUAUUUCCCACACUGGAUAGCAUUGACAUCUCAAGGGAUAUUCGAGUCGCGAUGCGUCGCUGCUGCCUCUCUCGAGGUCGAUCAAAAGGAUGUUGGACAAUCGAACGGAGCGCAGAUGAGCUUUCGUAACAUGGUAACGGCUGUUGCAAGCGCUAUAUUUGUCACCACGCUUAACAACACGAUCCCUAAGAAUGUGCAUAAGUACGUGGUUCCGGCAAUAGCUAAGACGGGUGCAUCUCCAGCCAUUACCGAGGCGCUGGCGCUGGCUAUCGCAAGCGGCAAUACAACUGCAAUCGCCGGAAUCCACGCUUCACCAGCUGCCAUUCAAGCAGGCAGUGCAGCAAUGCAGCUUGCCCUGGUCAAGUCCUAUCAGUUAUUGUACUAUAUCAGCUUGGCCUUUGGAGGUACCAUCACCAUCGCGGCAUUUUUUCUCACCUCUCACCUUAUGCAGAGCAGGCUUACUACCGAGAUCCCACGGCGCCUGCAAGAUGUAGGUAAGCAGCGCCAGUCGGACUCUGAAGCUGCGACUCCCACUUCGGAUCACGAGAAGUAG
Messenger RNA from Fusarium poae, 1698 nucleotides. RefSeq lists its product as uncharacterized. Gene Ontology annotation, biological process: transmembrane transport. Bases 1 to 1698 code for a protein of 565 amino acids. The record is from RefSeq and is a predicted model, not a curated record. Lineage: Eukaryota; Fungi; Ascomycota; Sordariomycetes; Hypocreales; Nectriaceae. Gene Ontology annotation, molecular function: transmembrane transporter activity. The transcript is spliced from 10 exons.